This is a messenger RNA of Priapulus caudatus, 713 nucleotides long. Its product is annotated as diphosphomevalonate decarboxylase-like. Gene Ontology annotation, cellular component: cytosol. The record is from RefSeq and is a predicted model, not a curated record. Bases 66 to 698 code for a protein of 210 amino acids. The transcript has 6 exons. Gene Ontology annotation, biological process: isopentenyl diphosphate biosynthetic process, mevalonate pathway. Gene Ontology annotation, molecular function: ATP binding; diphosphomevalonate decarboxylase activity. Lineage: Eukaryota; Metazoa; Priapulida; Priapulimorpha; Priapulimorphida; Priapulidae.
CGAGGCAGUUUUUUAUGGUUUAUGGUUUUGCAUGAGUUUGUUGUGUUGUUUUUCGGCAAUAUAUCAUGAAAAUCGUUACGUGCACGGCACCGAUUAACAUUGCUGUAGUCAAAUACUGGGGAAAAAGGGACAGUAGCCUAAUACUACCAAUAAAUGAUUCUGUCAGUGCAACCCUUUCCCAAGACCAGCUUUGUGCAAAGACAUCGGCAGCUGCUAGUCAUCAAUUCUCUGAGGACAGAAUUUGGCUGAAUGGUCAAGAGGAGUCCAUUGAAAAUGUCCGCCUGCAAAAGUGUCUCAGGGAGAUUCGCCGUAGGUGCCGCAAACGAAAGCACUCUGAUACAGGAGGUGAGGACAAGCAUUUCUCAGAAUACCAUGUGCAUAUAUGCUCUGAGAACAAUUUCCCAACAGCAGCAGGAUUGGCAUCCUCGGCUGCAGGUUACGCAUGCCUCGUAUACACACUUGCUCAGCUAUUCAAUGUAGAAGGUGAUAUUUCUGCAAUAGCUAGACAAGGAUCUGGAAGUGCCUGUCGGAGUGUUAUGGGAGGCUUUGUUCGUUGGUUAAUGGGCAGCAAUGAGGAUGGUAGUGACUCCAUAGCAGAGCAGGUUGUGUCCGAGACACAUUGGCCAGAGCUGCGGGUUCUAGUUUGUGUGGUAUGUAUGAUGUGUAUGCAUGUAAAAGUCCGUCCUCAAAAGCUAUGAUUUCAUGCCUGGAUU